AUUUCGUAAUAUGACCGUGAGUUUAAGAAGACUGGUACUAUGACAAUCACUUGCGAAAAAAUGGCGGACGAGAGCCAGGCAAGUGUAGUUAGGCGGCGAACGAAUCCCUCAGCAAACGGAGGUCUCAAAUCGAAUCAUUUCCACGAAAUUACUAGUUCUGUUCGAAUGCAGGAACUUCGCAGGCGUACUGAUCAACUUCGUACAGAUAUUUUAGAACAGCUUGAUGGCCAAUUGAGUGACCUUUUUGAAGAUGCUAUGCGAGGAGUUGAGAAGAAUGAAGAUUUGACUGAUCGCUUUGUAGAUAAAAGUAAUGGCAGUAAAAUUUUCAAAGCGCGAAAUUCUGUUUUAACAGAAUUGCUAGAAGUAAACCAUAUCCGAACAAUCUACAACAUAUUUGUUGCCCUUUUAUUUGUAUUUGUGCUAAAUACCAUUGUUUAUGACUAUAUAGAUACCGGAAGUAUAAUUCUAGACUUUUCCAUUAUGUUUUGGGCAUUUGGAAAAGUCUCUAUAGUCAUCAAUCUUUGGCUAAUUAUGAAUGUCAUGGCRUUUCUGGUUUUUCCACUCUUCCGUUUAUGGCAUGCAAAUCAGACAUCAUGGAUGAAGAUUCCUAAUUCUAUUUGGCUAGUGUUUUAUUUGGGUUAUAUUGCAGUGUUUAUUGCUUUCCCAAUCCAAGAAAUAUGCAUCCAUGAACUUCCCCCUGCGUCAUCCAUAAUUAUAUUAUGUGAACAGGUUCGACUUAUCCUAAAGGCUCAUGCAUUUGUGAGAGCUAAUUGUCCGAAAGUGAUUGCAUUACAUAUUCAAGAUAGUCCUGGUAAUAGUCCUGGAGAUGUCUCUUCAUCAUCAAGUUCUUMCAGCGAAGUAGAUAAUGAAACAUCAGAACUUCCUGAUUUUGGACAGUACCUGUAUUUCUUGUUUUGCCCAACUCUUGUCUAUAGAGACAAUUACCCAAUGACACCAUACAUAAGAUGGGACUAUGUAGUGUCCAACUUUGUGCAAGUUUUUCUGUGUAUUCUCUUCACUUACUUUGUCUUUGCACGGUUCUGUGUCCCAGUAUUCAGAAAUACUGGUAAAGAGCCUGGGAACUACAAACAGCUUAUUUUAUCAGCAUUCAGCUGUAUGUUGCCUGGGACAAUGGUGUUAGUGUUGGGUUUCUUUGCCAUUCUUCAUUCMUGGUUAAAUGCAUUUGCUGAAAUGACAAGAUUUGCAGAUAGAAUGUUUUACAAGGACUGGUGGAAUGCAUCGUCUUAUGCUAACUGGUAUCGYACAUGGAAUGUUGUCGUUCAUGAUUGGUUAUAUCAAUACAUAUACAAAGAUAUCUUACUGGUUUCCAAGAACCGCAAUCUUGCAACAGUGGUUGUGUUUGUUGCUUCAGCAUUUGUCCAUGAGUAUGUCCUGGUUGUAGCAUUUCGAUUCUUUUUCCCUAUAUUGUUCACCAUGUUUGGCGUUAUUGGCCUUUCGUUCGUAUUCUUAAAACCUAAAAAGCAUGAAAAUGUUUCUCAAGCCUGGAAUAUCUUCAUGUGGAUAACACUUUUCCUUGGAAAUGGUUUACUGAUGUGCCUGUACAGUCAAGAAUGGUAUGCAACUCAAAAUUGYCCAAGAAUAAAUGGUACUUUACUGGACGAGUUCCUCCCUCGAUCAUGGAGUCAUGAAUGCCAAGGCCGCCAUUUCUUCUCUGACUGAUGUCAAAUCAAAUUAAUCAUUUUGUUAGAGUAGGUAUUCAAUAAUAGUUAGGAAAUUAUCRUGAUUUUAGUUGCUAUUAAAGUAAUAAGUGUUGUAGGUCAAAUGGUCUUGUACGUGACAAGUACAUGUGGGAAUUUAUAAUUGCUAUUGGGAUGGAAAACGUACUACUGCGCAUGCUCUUGACGGGAAAUCGCCUMCAGAUUUCAACCAGCUUACCGCAGGGUCACAUGAACGCUUUAAUAGUYAGUACUACUUGUUAGUAGUAGACUAGUUUCGUAGUAUUGUUUUUCUUAGUUGAAUUGAUAUAUAAUUAUUCACGGGUUAUAGGUAUAGUAACGGUAGGCUUUCCGAAAAUCAGAGCUUGCUUCAAAAGCUUGAAACAGCUUCAAUUGCAGUAGAUUUCUUCAUCCCUGUUGCUCUUUUCAUGUGUGGUGUCUGUUUGUUUGUUUGUUUUUCUUCGCAGUUGUUUAUUUGUUUGUCGCCAAGGUGACGUCAAUAGCAGCUAAUCACAUUAGCAGAAUGUAUAGUUUUAUAGAAUAAAUUCAAUAUAUUACCAACAAAGGUAAGACAAUAUAACAAGGGUUUCGUUGUAGUUUGCUAAACAAACAAAUAGAGUUAUAUAGCGUAUAUACAGUUUUUAUUUUAUUGAUACGAUAAACCAACAAGUGAAUUAGAACAUAAUGUAAAACACACCUAAUUGAAAAAAAAUGCGUUGUGUGAACAAAAAGAUCUCAUUCAAAACAGACAAUCGUUUGGCAUAGACACGCUGUAAUUCCUUUCACAGUUAGAAACCCGACAACGUUUUUUCAAUUAGGUGUAUUAAUAAUUUAACCAGGAWGCACUUUACCUUGGCUGUGGUGUGUUUGUUAGAUUUUGUUGUUCGGGUUAAAUGUUGCAAUGUCUAUACAAUCAUUACAGAACGAAUUUACUAGGCUAGAACGGUCUAUAUUAGAGUAAUUAUCCUUCUGCUUUAUUGUCUUUCACGUUUGUUAAAGUACGCAUUCUUUUCGCAGAAUCACUCUAACCAAAACGCCCUUUACUUUAAUUAUUUAUUUGCAAAAACUAAUUUGAGCUUUAUUCAAACUAAUGCGUUUUCGUUCYAUUAGUUUUGUAUUGUUUUGAAUACUUCUGAGAAAGGAAAACCAAUGCAUGGCUACGAAAACUAGUUUGAACGAAGCUGCAGUUAACCUAAACAUCAAAUAUACCACUACCAAGUUGUAAAACGAUAAUAAAUUUGAUUCGUGAACUAUA
Exaiptasia diaphana is the source of this 2931-nucleotide messenger RNA. RefSeq names its product sterol O-acyltransferase 1. The record is from RefSeq and is a predicted model, not a curated record. Gene Ontology annotation, cellular component: endoplasmic reticulum membrane. The coding region runs from base 40 to 1680 and encodes 546 amino acids. Lineage: Eukaryota; Metazoa; Cnidaria; Anthozoa; Actiniaria; Aiptasiidae. The transcript has 14 exons. Gene Ontology annotation, biological process: cholesterol metabolic process.